AUGGAGAACUUCCAGUACAGUGUCCAGCUGAGUGACCAGGACUGGGCUGAGUUCUCAGCCACCGCUGAGGAGUGUGGCCUCCUGCAGGCCAGCCUGGCCUCUGGGGACGAGCUGCUGUCCAGUGACAUUGACCAAGGGGACAGCAGCGGCAGCAGUCCCCCCGGGCCUCGGCCCCUGCUCGGGGGGAGUGGCUGGCCUGGCUUCGAGGAGGAGGACCGGGCGGCCACGAAGCAGCUGGUCAGCAGGUCUUGGCAGGAGCCCGCCCUGGCCCUGGGGGCCGGUCAGCAGAUGCCCAGCACGUCAGCACGGUCAGAACCCCGGCCGUCCCUCAGCUCGGGCGCCGCCUCUCCCGGCCAGAGCGUGCCCCUCCAAGGGCCAGUGCCUUCCAAAGACGAGAUGCAGAGGCUUCUGCAGGGGCCAGCCCCCCGGGACCCUGCCCCUCGACCCCCUGGUGAGCCUCCUCCAAGCCCUGAGUCCCCAGGCCGCAGCCCUCUGCCCCAGAGGCCCCCCAGCAGCCCUGGAGCCCCACCCCGAAGCCCCAGCCGAAAGAAGAGGCGCACUGCGGGUGCCAAGGGGGGUGGGCGCUCGAGUGCCGCGGGCUCUGCUCCCACAACCCCGCUGGGCUCCCCGCUGCUCGCUGAGGCCAGGCCCAAGGAGGGCCGAAGCCCAGCUGGGUCCAGGGGGAAGGGCCCCUCAGCUGGGCCAGCCGAGCUGACUGCAGGAGCCGGGCAGGAUGAGCGGGGCCUGGAGUCUGCAGGGGCCCCUGAGCAGGUGGCCUGGCCGGGACUGGAUCUGUCUACACCUGUCCUCACGACUGAGCAAGGUACGGACCCACUCAGCAUGACCCCCGGAGCUGGGCCACACGCUGUGGCCACACCUGCCCCAGAGCCUGGUCCAGAUUUCUCAAUGGCUAAGUCAGACCCAGCUCUGUCUACACCCGCCUCCAAGCCUCAUCCUGAUACAACUCCGUCUACACCCACCUGUGAGCCUCAUCCUGACACACCUCAUCCUGACACGGCUCCGUCUACACCCGCCUGCGAGCCUAGACUGGAUGUGGCCCUGACCCCACCGGGCAGAAAGGUCAAGCCGCAGGUGGACUCAUCCGCACCUGCCUCGAAGGCGGAGUCUGAUGUGGGUGCACCCACCCUGGCCUCCAUUCCCCAGGCCGGGCCUGACACGAUGGAGGCCAAGGGCGCCCCACAGGCCAAGUUGGAUUUGGGCUCUGUGGUGUCUUCAGGAGGGCGCCAAGAGAAGCCCAGAGGGGAGUCCUCCGCAGGUGCCCUUGGACACCCCUCGGGGGAGCCCCCCCCAGGACCUGUCCCAGGCAAGAAGAAGAAAGUGCGGUUCUCUGUGUCUGAGCCCAGCCCCGAGGAGCCGGGGUCAGAAGAGGCCACGCGCCCGCUCUCACCAGCGACAGCCUGGCCCUCAGCCCCCAGGACGGCCUCAGGGGGCCGCGGGGGGCCUGGAGCUUGGGACGCAGUGGCGGUUGGGCCCAGGCUUCCCCAGCCUCGGAUCCUGAAGCACCUGCCCCCCCCUGCCGCCUUUGCUUCGGGCGGGCCUGGGUAUAAGAGCUGUUUUGCCGUGACCGUCCCUGAGGCCUACGAGUUCUUUUUUUGUGACACCAUCGAGGAGGUGGAUGAAGAGGCUGAGGAGGAGGCAGAGGAUGGCGAGGCCCAAAUGCAGUGGCCAGAAGUGUGUGAGUUCUUCUUCCGGGACAGCCGAGCCAAGAGGUCUGGGCCCCAGGGGGGCCACUCCCCGGCCCCAACCCCAGAGGCCAAGCCUGUGCCAGCCCCUCUGCCCGGAGACCCCAUGCCCAUCUCCUUCCCCGAGGCCUAUGAACACUUCCUUGGGGAGGACGGGCUGGAGGACGUGCUGGAGCCGGCUGCCCUCCUCCAGCUGCAGGCCCGGGAGGCCCCCACGCCGGGGCCCCAGGGGGUGCAGCCUGGCCCUGCACUGGAGCCCAGCCCAGAGGCCACAGAGCAGCUCGACCUGGUGCUCAGGCAAGCAGGGGAGCCCUGGGGUCCUCUCACCUCGUUUACCUUCAGCCAGAAGGACAUGUGCCUGGUGUUUGUAGCCUUUGCCACCUGGGCUGUGAGAACCUCAGAUCUGCACACCCCAGACGCCUGGAAAACAGUCCUGCUGGCCAACAUCGGCACCAUCUCUGCCAUCCGCUACUUCCGUCGGCAGGUGAGGCGGGGACGCCGAAGCCCCAGCCCCUAGGAGCCAGACUCAGCCCAGGAAGACGCAGGACCAGGAAAUGGCCACAGGUGCUCAGGCCGAGGUGCUGCCCUCUGGCCUUGCCCUUUGACCUUUGUGUUCCACGGCAGCAUCUAGAAGGAGCCAGUGUCCUUGGUCCUGGCUUUUUUGGACUCCACCCGAGGCUCAGGCCAGUGGCCGAAGCCCAGGCUGUGCCCGCACCUGGGAGGGGAGACUGGGAAGGUUGGGUGGCUGGGGUGCAGCAGGGAACUGGUUAGGAAGGUGGCCAGAUUAGCAAAUAAAGCAGGGUGUCCAGUAAAGCUGGAAGUUCAGACAGGCAGUAUGUGAGACUGCUUAUACUAAGAAAUUACUUGUGGUUUCUCCAAAAUCAAAUGGAACUGGGCCUUUGUAUUUGGUCUGGUUAUCAAGUUAGAGGGUGAGUGGUGGGAUGGAGCAGGAAAUCAGAGGGUGUCCAAGUACCUGGA
Molecule: messenger RNA, 2681 nt
Organism: Eptesicus fuscus (big brown bat)
Lineage: Eukaryota; Metazoa; Chordata; Mammalia; Chiroptera; Vespertilionidae
Gene: PERM1
Product: PPARGC1 and ESRR induced regulator, muscle 1
Exons: 4
Coding region: 1-2220 (739 amino acids)
Biological process (GO): regulation of DNA-templated transcription; response to muscle activity
Cellular component (GO): cytoplasm; nucleus
Source: RefSeq, a predicted model, not a curated record